AAUAAAGGAUGUGAGAAAAAAAAAUGUUUCACUUGAAAACAGGAACAAAAAUCCACUAGGCAGCAGCAGGAGUCACAUGAUCUAUCCGGGCGGCUCUGAAUAAACGCCACAGAUAGUCGGAGGUGAACAUUAGGUGGAUACAAUAACUCUUUUCUUUGUAUUUUAUUUUGGACACUACAUUGAAAGUUUUUGGUCGCACUGCGCGGUUGCGUCAAAGCAGUGAAAUUCUUUUUGGCAACCCUGAUGCAUUUACAGUGAUAUAAUUCUUUUUUUUUUUACUGUUGUCGGAUGAUAAAACUUACUUCUUGAUGAGUCUAAAGUCUGAUUGAGGCGUGUUUUGUACUUAAGUGCUUCGAGGCUGAGCUCCGUCAGACCAGCAUACCGUGUUCCUCUUUUGUACCUUUUGUGUUCAAGACGAUGAAGUUGAUCAUCCUCAAUGACUACGACCAGGCAAGCGAGUGGGCUGCCAAGUACAUCAGAAACAAGGUUUUAUUGUUCAAACCUGGUCCGGACAGAUAUUUCACGCUGGGACUCCCCACAGGAAGCACUCCUUUGGGUUGUUACAAGAAACUGAUCGAGUACUACAAGAAUGGAGAAAUCUCAUUCCAGUAUGUUAAGACUUUCAACAUGGAUGAAUAUGUAGGUCUUCCCAGAGAUCACCCUGAGAGCUACCACUCCUUCAUGUGGAAUAACUUCUUCAAGCACAUAGACAUAAAAGCAGAGAACACCCACAUCCUUGAUGGCAACGCCACCGACCUGCAGGCAGAAUGCGCAGCCUUUGAGGAAAAGAUAACAGCUGCCGGAGGAAUCGAGCUCUUUGUUGGAGGUAUUGGACCUGAUGGCCACAUCGCCUUUAAUGAGCCUGGUUCAAGCCUGGUUUCCAGGACCAGGGUGAAGACCCUGGCAAAAGACACUAUUAUGGCUAAUGCCCGAUUCUUUGAUGGAGAUCUCUCAAAGGUGCCCACCAUGGCGCUGACUGUAGGAGUGGGCACUGUCAUGGAUGCAAAAGAGGUCAUGAUUCUCAUCACUGGAGCACACAAGGCUUUUGCUUUGUAUAAAGCUAUAGAGGAAGGCGUGAAUCACAUGUGGACAGUGUCUGCGUUCCAGCAGCACCCACAGACUGUUUUUGUAUGUGACGAAGACGCCACCCUGGAACUGCGAGUCAAAACUGUGAAGUACUUCAAAGGGAUGAUGCACGUACACAACAAACUGGUGGAGUCUCCUCCCUCAGGGUCCAAGAAUUGAAGAAAUGUCUUCCAAACUUUGUUGAUUUAUGUGGCAUUUAAAAAAAAGAUAACACUCUAAUGAUUCCUUCAUCUUCUAGGGGUGAAACAUUGGUGGACAAUAAGCAGUGCUUGGAGUUUACCACAACUAAUUCUUGUAGAAAUUAUCAGGUGCUGAUAUAGUGCAGCUUUUCAGGUGAUUGUUCACACAGCCUUGUUUCUCAUUUGUCCUUUUUAAUAAAGUACUUUAAAUUUGUA
Molecule: messenger RNA, 1481 nt
Organism: Thunnus maccoyii (southern bluefin tuna)
Lineage: Eukaryota; Metazoa; Chordata; Actinopteri; Scombriformes; Scombridae
Gene: gnpda1
Product: glucosamine-6-phosphate deaminase 1
Exons: 6
Coding region: 418-1245 (275 amino acids)
Biological process (GO): D-glucosamine catabolic process; N-acetylneuraminate catabolic process; N-acetylglucosamine catabolic process
Cellular component (GO): cytoplasm
Molecular function (GO): glucosamine-6-phosphate deaminase activity; identical protein binding
Source: RefSeq, a predicted model, not a curated record